AUGAUUCAUGGUCCAUGUGGAGCUGUUAACCCAAAAUCACCAUGCAUGAAAGACAAGAAAUGUGGCAAGUAUUUCCCAAAAAAAUUCAAUGAUAAUACCACAAUUGAUGAUGAUGGUUAUCCAACAUAUAGAAGAAAGAAUGAUGGAAGAACAAUUGAAGUUAAAGGUGUUCCUUUAGAUAAUCGUUAUGUUGUUCCAUAUAAUGCUACAUUAUUGUGCAUGUUUCAAGGACAUAUAAAUGUUGAGAAAUGCAAUCAAUCUACUUCAAUUAAAUACUUAUUUAAAUAUAUUAGCAAAGGCAAUGAUAGAGUUGUUGCUACUAUAUUUGAUAAGGACAACAAUCAAGAAGAAGUGAUUGAUGAAAUAAAACAAUAUUACAAUUGUAGGUAUAUCUCUGCAUGUGAAGCAUCAUGGCGCAUGUUUGGAUUUGAUGUCCACCAUCAUUUUCCUCCUGUUGAAAGAUUGAGUUUUCAUCUACCAAAUCAACAAUAUGUGAUUUAUUCUAAUACUGAUGAUGUUGCGGAGUUAUUAGAAAAACCAAGAAUUUGUGAAUCACAAUUCUUGGCUUGGAUGAAAAUCAAUAAAGAUGGCGGGUUGGCUUCAACUCUUACAUAUGCUGAAUUUCCUAAUUAUUACGUCUACCAAAAAGAUAAACGUCAAUGGAAACAGCGAGAAAGAGGUUUUGCUGUUGGUAGGAUCACACAUGUGUCACCAUCAUCUGGAGAAUUAUAUUAUCUUAGAUUGUUACUAACUACUGUAAGGGGUCCCACCUCAUUUGAUGAUAUCAAAACUGUUGAUGGUAUGGUUCAUGAUACUUUCAAAUCUGCAUGUUUUGCUCUGGGACUCUUACAAGAUGAUAAUGAAUACAUUACUGCAAUCAAGGAAGCAGCCAUAUGGGCAUCUGGAAUUCAAUUAAGGAGGCUCUUUGUAAGCAUGUUAUUAUGUUGUUCUUUACAACAACCUGACAUUGUAUGGAAGGAAACCUCAAAGCUACUCUCAGAAGAUCUAUUUUACAUAUCUUAUAAUGAUCCAGUCUCAUCAGAUAUCCAUAUCUCUCUAUCUGAAAAAGAGAAUGCUGCUUUGAAAGAGAUUGAUAAUCUACUUCAUGCAAAUGGGAAAAGUCUACAUGAAUUUCCUUCAUUACCGUUACCAACAGAAACUGCAACAGUUGAUCUACACAACCAUCUCAUACUGCAAGAAUUGAGUUAUGAUAGACAAGCCUUAUCAGAGGAAGCUAAUACACUUUCCCAGAGUUUGAAUGAUGAGCAACUACUCAUAUAUAAUAUCAUAUUGUCCGCAGUUAAUCUAUCUGACGGUGGGUUUUUCUUUGUGUAUGGGUAUGGUGGAACAGGCAAAACAUUUCUUUGGAAUGCAUUGAUAACAACAUUACGUGCAAAAGGUGAAAUUGUACUUCCAGUUGCAUCAAGUGGAAUAGCUGCAACAUUAUUACCAUCUGGCAGAACAGCACAUUCAAGGUUUGCAAUCCCCAUUCAAAUCACAGAGUCUUCUGUAUGUGGGAUAAAGCAAAACUCAGCACUAGCAAAUCUGAUUAAGUCCACAAAGUUAAUCAUUUGGGAUGAAGCACCGAUGGUUCAGAGGUAUUGUAUUGAAGCAUUUGAUAGAACGUUGAAGGAUAUUAUGCAUUCUAAUGCACCAUUUGGUGGUAAAUGCAUUGUCAUGGGUGGUGAUUUUCGUCAAAUUCUUCCAGUCAUACCAAAAGGUACAAGAGCUACAAUUGUUAAUGCUUCAAUUAAUUCCUCAUACUUAUGGAAUCAUUGUAGAAUUUUGAAGUUAACAAAGAACAUGCGACUGACUUCAACUGCUAUUCCCAGUCAUAAAGAAAAGUUAGAAUGGUUUUCAAAUUGGUUGCUACAUAUUGGUGAUGGAAAAUUAGGUGAAUCAAGUGAUGGUGUUGCAGAAGUUGAAAUCCCUAAAGAGUUGUUGCUCACAAAUUAUAACAACCCACUUCAUGCGAUUGUGGAUAGUAUAUACACAAAUCUCCUUCAUAAUUUAGCUUCUGGUGAAUACUUCAAUGAUAGAGCAAUCUUGGCCCCAACAAUUGAAAUGGUUGAUCGAAUAAAUCACUACGUCUGUUCUUUGUUACCAGGAGAAUCAUUUGAGUUCCUCAGCUGUGAUUAUGUGUGCAGAUCUGGUCAAGAAAGUGAUACAAUGGACAGCCUCUAUACCACAGAAUUCUUAAAUAGUAUUACAUGCUCUGGAAUGCCACCACACAAGUUACACUUGAAAGUAGGAGCACCAAUUAUGCUAUUGCGAAACAUAGAUCAAGCUUCAGGUCUGUGUAAUGGGACACGACUUCUAAUAUCUCAUCUGGGACAAAGCGUGAUUGAAGCCAUAACAUUGAAUGGGUCAAAACCCAACCAAAAAGUUCUAAUUCAUCGAAUGGAUAUGAAUCCUUCUGAAAGUCGUUGGCCGUUUAAAAUGCAAAGGAGGCAAUUCCCGAUAAUGUUAUCAUUUGCAAUGACAAUCAACAAAAGUCAAGGCCAAUCAUUAAGGCAUGUUGGUCUAUAUUUGCCUAAGCCUGUUUUCAGUCAUGGACAGCUAUAUGUUGCGUUAUCCAGAGUAAAGAGCAUGGAUGGUUUAAGGAUUGUUGUUGAUGAUAAAGAUGGUUGUUUGAAGAGAACUACAACAAAUGUUGUGUACAAAGAAAUAUUUACAAAUGUAAAUAGUACAAAUAUUUAG
Neltuma alba is the source of this 2700-nucleotide messenger RNA. RefSeq names its product ATP-dependent DNA helicase PIF1-like. Gene Ontology annotation, biological process: DNA repair; telomere maintenance. Lineage: Eukaryota; Viridiplantae; Streptophyta; Magnoliopsida; Fabales; Fabaceae. The transcript has 2 exons. The record is from RefSeq and is a predicted model, not a curated record. The coding region runs from base 1 to 2700 and encodes 899 amino acids. Gene Ontology annotation, molecular function: DNA helicase activity.